This is a messenger RNA of Triticum turgidum subsp. durum (durum wheat), 327 nucleotides long. The record is from the annotation of a GenBank genome assembly. Lineage: Eukaryota; Viridiplantae; Streptophyta; Magnoliopsida; Poales; Poaceae.
AUGCUGCCGGGCCCGAGCUACAACGCGGAGAAGAUCUUCGACACGGUGGUGUGGCAGACGCGGUGCCACCUCACCAGUUGCAGGAACAAGGACGAGAUCCUGGCGAGGCUCCACAAGAUCGAGGCCGACAAGCAGAAGUACACGGAGGGCGUGGAGCAGCACCAUCGCGGAGAAGGCAGCACUGCUGGGCGGGCAGCUAGGGGCGGCCCUGGGCCAGGAUUACAGGCGGCGGUGGGCGGUGCUGGGCAAGUUCUUGGAGGAGCUACUGCUGUUCCUCGCGCCGACGGACAACGUGGACAUCCACACCGAGGUGCUCGGCACCGGUGA